This is a messenger RNA of Trachymyrmex cornetzi, 1823 nucleotides long. RefSeq names its product tyrosine-protein kinase receptor torso. Gene Ontology annotation, cellular component: plasma membrane; signaling receptor complex. NCBI's taxonomy places the organism in Eukaryota, Metazoa, Arthropoda, Insecta, Hymenoptera, Formicidae. The record is from RefSeq and is a predicted model, not a curated record. Gene Ontology annotation, biological process: protein phosphorylation; multicellular organism development; positive regulation of kinase activity. Bases 100 to 1746 code for a protein of 548 amino acids. The transcript has 13 exons. Gene Ontology annotation, molecular function: ATP binding; transmembrane receptor protein tyrosine kinase activity.
UCAAUUUUUAUUUAAAAAAGACGCUUACGAUACGAUCAGAAUAUUACUAUAUCGAUCCAAUCGAGUAACGAUGACUUUUCUAAAGCCAGUAAUGCAACAAUGUUUACUUUUAUCACACCAUCGUGUCUACAAAUUCAUCAUAAUUUAAGCAUCUGCGCACCUGAAAAAGUAAAAGGUUUGCAGAUGGAAUAUAUUCGAAAGCGAAGUGAAGAAUUAUAUGACAUUGCAGUUAAUUGGAAUAAACCUUUUCUACAACCGAAUAAUUAUACGUUACAAUUUAACUCGCUUCAAUUUGAACCACGUUCACUAGUUGUACCCGGGGAUGCAGUCAAAGCUCUUUUCUCAAACGUCGAUGUAAGAUUGUGGUAUGAGAUCAAUAUUGUAGCAGAAUCAAUGGGCGGUGUAAGUUUACUAUCGACUAUAUCCGGGAGUAUCGACGAAGCUUCAGUUGCAGAGCUAUCUUAUCGCGAGAUUAUCGUAGCGUUAUCAACACUAGUGAUUGUUGUGGGGGUAUUUGGAAUAAUUUAUAUGCAACAUUGUAACAAAAGAGAAGAGAAGAAUAAGCAAACUAAUAUGGAAUAUAUGCAUUUUGAGGGUUCUAUGGCUUCCCUAAAGAAACUUUUAAAUCGGGAUUAUGCAGGAGAGAAUAGCGACACUCUUUUGUCUCAUGAUAAAUUUCUACUUGUUCCACAACGGCUAAAACUUAAAGGUAUAUUAGGCAGUGGAGCAUACGGUAUCGUUAGACUUGCUUCGUUGCAAGACGAAUUUGGCACCAUCGCAGACGUAGCUGUUAAAAUGAUGAAAGAUAAUCCAACAGUAGACGAUAUAAAAAAUUUUUAUCGAGAGAUUUCAAUGAUGAAAUCCGCUGGUCAACAUCCGAACAUAGUGUCUUUAAUUGGAUAUUGUACUUUAUAUAAUAAACCUUUAUUAGUAGUGGAAUAUUGUAGCAAAGGUGAUUUACAAACAUAUUUAAGAACGAUUUGGCAGAAUAUAGUGAACGCCGUAUUCGAAUGUAGGACUCACUUAGAAUCUAAUAUGGCGUCUUUUACCAACAAGAACACAGAUCAAGAAAAAUGUGUCUGCAACUAUCAGAAUACGCAUACGAUCGCUAAUCGUUUAUAUGAUAUUCAACGAGAUAUGACUAAAUAUAUAGAAAAUAUUACUUCUGCCGAUUUAUUGAAUUUUGCUAGACAAGUAGCUACAGGAAUGGAAUUUUUAUCUUCUAAUCGGAUAGUACAUCGUGAUUUGGCUGCUCGUAAUGUAUUAGUGCGACCAGAUAGAGUGGUGAAAAUUUCGGAUUUUGGUCUCAGCCGGGAUAUUUAUCAAGAGAAUGUUUAUCGAAAGAAAGGAAAUGGUAAAUUGCCUUUAAAAUGGAUGGCAAUCGAGGCUUUAACGCAUCAAAUAUAUACUACUUACAGUGACGUAUGGGCUUUUGGUAUUUUAUUGUGGGAAAUUGUUACUUUAGGUGUCACACCUUAUCCUGAUACUCCCACAAAUAAAAUUUUACAAUUCCUCAAAUCUGGAUAUCGAAUGGAGAGACCACCAAAUUGUAGUAGAGAAUUGUACAGCAUAAUGUAUUCAUGUUGGAAUAUAAGACCACAAAGUAGACCUACUUUUACCGAAUUAAAACAAAACUUGGAUAAAUUGCUUAGUAAUUAUUCAGAAAAUAAAUAUUUGAGUUUGUGCGAUAUUCUGUAUGAAUCAGCUGACGAAAGUAAUGAGCCAAGCUCGAUUAAUGCAUGUUAAAAUGUACAGCACAACUAUAUUAACUAUAGCUCAUUAAAUUGAAUUAUAACAUGACAUUUUUAACAAUUUUUACUAUG